This is a messenger RNA of Lytechinus pictus (painted urchin), 4473 nucleotides long. RefSeq names its product hydroxysteroid 11-beta-dehydrogenase 1-like protein. The transcript has 4 exons. The coding region runs from base 194 to 835 and encodes 213 amino acids. Gene Ontology annotation, molecular function: oxidoreductase activity. NCBI's taxonomy places the organism in Eukaryota, Metazoa, Echinodermata, Echinoidea, Temnopleuroida, Toxopneustidae. The record is from RefSeq and is a predicted model, not a curated record.
GUUUAUUUUGAAUACAGCAAGCAUUAAAGGAAAACGUGCAAUAGUGACGGGAGCAAGUACAGGUAUAGGGGAACAGAUAGCAUACUGGUACUGUAAGCUGGGAGCUAGAGUCUUGGUCACUGCUCGUAGAGAAGCUGUACUACAAAAGGUUGUGGAAAAAUGCAAAGAUCUUGGAGCAGAAGAAGCCUUCUACAUGCCCCUGGACAUGGGCCGCCUGAACGACACAGAGGCACUCGUCAAAGAAGCAGAGAAGCGUUUUGGUGGACUAGAUUUCUUAAUUCUGAAUCACAUCUAUUCCAACUACCUCCACCUAUGGGGCAUUAAUGAGAUUGACCGUCUGCAGAAGAUAAUGGAUGUCAAUUUCCGUGCGUAUGUGAGCCUAGCAACUUAUUCCACCCCAAUGCUAGCAGAGAGCAAGGGAAGCAUAGGGGUGGUGUCUUCAGUGGCAGGGUUGAUAUCAGUGCCUUUAUACCCAUCAUAUAGUGCCAGUAAAUUUGCCCUCCAUGGAUUUUUUGGAUCCUUACGUCAUGACUAUUACUUCAAACACAUGGAUAUUUCCAUUACAGAACACAUCAUUGGUCCAAUCAAUACAACCAAUGCAGUGAAGUUUUCCAAGGGUGUUUACGAGCCUUCUAUGUUCAGCACUACUUCAGCAGAUACAGCAUACCGAAUCAUAGAAGGCACUGCUAUGAGAGAGAGAAUGGUUUUCUUUCCCAGAUGGGUGCAGCCAAUCACCAUGGUUCGGGAUCUAAUUCCUUGGUUUGUUGAGAAUAUGAUGAGAGCACGCAUCACAGACGAUGCUAUUGAAAAUAUGAAAAAAAUCCCUAAAAAUUGAUGUUAGCAUGAGACUGACUAGCCUGUAUUUUGAAAUCUGGUGUCGUUUGAAUCAUGGAUAUCAAUUUUGGUUUCUUUUAAUAAUUGGGUGUUUUCAUCAGUCACUGUGACCACAUAAACCCUACUUUUCAUAAAAAUAUCUCACCUUGUUUUCAAAAGGUUGGAUCUACCACUUGGGAAUUUUAUGCACUUUAAAAAUCCAUGACUGAGUAAUUCCAUAAUAUAUUUACAGAGUACGUUCCCAUAAUGGUGGACCCAACAUUUUGAAAAUAAGAUUGGAUGUUUUUCACAAUGGGGCAGGUUGUGCAUUCAAUCAAUUAUCAGAUGGUUCAAAGUAUUAAAGCUGGUUUUACUAUGGGUAGUGAAAAAUUUCAGAACUGUUAUGCAGUUCUUGAAAUUUAUGUGAUUUGAAACCACUGUAAACACAAAAUAUCCAAUUAAUUGUAUCUGUGAUUAUCAUGUGUUAAAAAAACAUACUAAAAAUUGAUUGUAGAGGUUUUCUCUUCCUAUGUUACACAACCCAGAGCCCUGUAACAUGAAAAGUGUACACAUUACUUUAUGGCAAACAGGGAGAGAUAUCUUCCAAAAAGCAAUAUGAAGGCCCCAUUGUAUAAAGGUUACUAUGAUAGUAACAUUGUAAUCCAAUGGUAACUACCAUGGUAACAUGGUCCAACAGCCAAUCAAAAUCAAGGAUUCCAUGCUAGUCACUAUUGCAUGGCAAAGUUACCAUAAUAGUAACUUUUGUGUAACGGGGCCCUGAGCUAGAUUUUAGUCCUGACAUAAUGUCAAUGUGGAAUCAUGGUAUGUCCACACAGAGCACUGAUGGUAUCAGUUGGUAUCAGUUGACCCUGUUUGAGGUAAAAUCAUUUCUUAUAUUUUCAUCCUGUGUUUGAGCUUUACUUUCAGAGCUCAUUCAUAGCUGGCCACAGAUAUGUAUACAGUUGCUCAACUUGGGUAGGCCAGACAGAAUGUUGCAGUGGCUCUUUGUAACUAGUGGGAAGUGAUUCAGAUCUAUCAUAGUCUUGAUGAGCAGGCAGCAACAUGGAAAAAUUAACCUUUUUUUACCAUGAGACAAGUAGAGGUAGUUUGUGCUUUUCCAUUUUCUACAUGAUUCAAAUGGGUGUGUUGUGAUUGGGAGGGUUUAUUAAGAAUUUUUUAACAUGUUGCUGAUCUAAAUGUAUGCUCCCUUUUUACUCCAUCCUCAAAACCGUGGUGCUGCAAUGCUCCUGAAUUCAACUGAUCACUGUCCUUCUCUCCGCUGAUCUAAUGAGUUUUAGAUCGUGAUAGUGGAGCAGCCCUUCAGUGGAUCGGCUUUUGUGAAUUGGUUCCGAAAGCAACGUUUCUUUAUGAUUUUGAAUACUUGGUAUUGAUAUUUUGAUGUCCAUGAAUUGCUUCUCGGGUCCCCUAUUUAAUAAUGGACUUAUAAUUAUAGACCAUAGUAACAGGGCUCAAGAUAUCAUAAUUGUAAGUCUAUAUGAAAUAGGACCUAGGCCUCAUGCCUUCAUGUUCAAGGAGAACACAAAAUUGUGUAUUUAAUUGCCAAAGUUGAAAUUAUUUGGGUGGAAUAAAUCAAUGGUUUUUAUGUCACAUUUGGCUAGCCAUAGUUAUGUUGAGACAUGCUUCAAGAUUAUAAACCAGAGUUUGACAUACAGGCAAUCGAUUCAUAUUCAGAAAGAUCAAAUACAAGAGAUGGUUAACCAUGUCUUGUAUUUGAUCUUUAUAUCUAAACCAAAGAAAUUUAAUUGAAAUUGUAUAUGAUUGAACAAUGAAACCUAGUCAAGUAUUAUAACAUUUUUUUCUUACAGUCAAUCUUUCAAUUUUUAACAGUAUUAAAACGGUAAAUUGCCAAUUGGUCCACUGCCAACUCGUCCACUCACCACAUGGUCUACCUUCAUUUAGUCUAAUGCCAUUCUUUCAACAUUUCGUCUAAUAAACAUUUGGUCCAAUCAUCACUUUGUCUAAUCACCAGUUCGUCUUAACCAUUUCAUCUCAUAACCAGUUGGUCAUUCAUUUUGCCCAAUUAACACUUGUCUUAAUUAGACCAAAUGGUAUAUGGAAUGAAUGGCUACAAUGUAUUAGACCCAACUGGAUAUUAGACAAAAUGGUGAGUGGACGAAAUGGCAAUUAGAUCAUGUGGAUUUUGGACGAACUGAUGGUAGAACAAAUGAUAGUUGACUCGUUGGCAGCAAUUGGAUGAAUUGGCAUUGGACUAAAUGGAAAUAAACCUAUUAAAACACACUUGUACUAAUCAAGAUUUGACUUCAUUCCUCCCAUGAAUCAGCUCAAUUGAGAAAGUACAUUUAUCUUUGUAUAUGUAAAGGUUGCUGUGGUGCUGGCAGAAGUGUAAGUAGUUUUUUUUUUUUUCAAUGAUGAAAAUUCCACCUAUAUUUUUCCUUCAAGUUUAAAAAUGUUUGACUACUUUAUUAAUAUGUUAUGUUAACGGUAUAUCACAGCAAUGAGUUCUUGCAAAGUUCUCAUUUCAGAUUUGUAAUAAUUUUAAUCAUACUAUUAAAGGAAUCAAUUUUGUUUUACCUUAACUUGCAAUACCAUUUCUACAUGUAUGUCUACUUUGAAUCAAGUGAAAUGCUAGAAAUUCGAAGAUUAUCUAAAAAGUUAACAUAACUACCUCAAAUUGUCAUGUGUAUCCUGCGAUGAAGUACAUGUGAGGAAUAAAAUUGACGUCAAAACAAGUUCAAGUUCAUUUAUAGGUUAGGUCAGGUUAGUAGCUUAACAGAACUGGAAGAAAAUAUCAAAAUACAGAGCCAAUCUUGUAUGCAAGCCCUUAUAUUGAUGAGUUAUGUACAAAUGUAUUACUUUGUGCAUGACCUGCAAUAUCUAAUGCUGGUCUAUUUUACCUCGGCUUUUGGCAUCAGAACGAAACAGUUGUGUGAACACAAUCCAUUUAAGUCCAUGAUAGAAUAAGCACCAUUUAUCUAAUGGGUAAUAAUUGAAGAUGAAAAGUUGAAAAUAGUAUGACAUAGAUUCUGGAACAAACUUUAUAUAAACAUAUGGGAAAUUAGUAUACUUAAAGUAGAUCGUUUACUAUGGUAAUUGUACUGCUUUAAUAGGCAUAACCAAUUGAAGAUAGAGUUGACUGUAUAUGUUUAGAUACUGUACUACAUAAAAUAUGUGACCCUUGCACAGUAUGUUUAAGAACAGGAUUUUUAGUCAUUUCAUUCCUGCAUAGGACAAAAAUUCACGUCAUUUAAUUUCCACCAUUAUGAAAUUGUGUUUUUUUCUUUUCUAUUUUGAUACCUAAUGUAAAAUGAAAGGGUCCCAUAGAUGAACAGGAAGAGAAUUGAAAUUUAAUGUCAAAAUUAAGUUGUGCAGAAAAGUUGGUCAAGAUAUCUGUAAAGGGAAUAGAAAUUUCACUGUUAUGAGAGCAAAAUUGAAAAUAAAAACCUUUUGAUAAUUGUGAUAUAUUGAUCUUUAUAUAAAAACAUAAAUCUGCCUAGUAAAACAUUAUUCAGUACUUUCAAAUACAUGCUGUUCCCGUUUGUAGUGAAAAUAAGUUGUUAAGAUUAAUUGAAAGAAAUGUCAAUUAUUUGUAUUACAAUUUUAUGAAAUCUGUGAGAAAAAAAUGAAAGGCAAUAGACAUAUUUCUAUACAUUGUUUAAUAAACAGAAAUAAUUCAUUUGA